This is a messenger RNA of Danio aesculapii, 977 nucleotides long. RefSeq names its product ubiquinol-cytochrome-c reductase complex assembly factor 4 (gene uqcc4). The transcript is spliced from 2 exons. The record is from RefSeq and is a predicted model, not a curated record. NCBI's taxonomy places the organism in Eukaryota, Metazoa, Chordata, Actinopteri, Cypriniformes, Danionidae. Bases 71 to 490 code for a protein of 139 amino acids.
UCCGGGCGGAGUUUACAGCGGCGCAUAUUACAUGACCUGAAGUGAGUCGCGUUAUGAAGAAACCCUCAAGAUGUCAAAAGUUUACACGCGUUUAACACGAUUUUCUUUUGUUUAUUAUGCUUUUACCAGCCGAAGACACGAGAAUUUAAGGCCGUGUGCCACAAGGAUGCUGUCCAUAACAUCAUCGCUUCACGCAAAGUCCAGGAAACCUCCAGAACAUGAGGAUGAAGCAGCAGACAAACCCAUCAAGUUCUCCACCAGCCCCGCCAGUCACAGAAGCUGGAACGUGGACCGCUCCAUGGGCAGCAACUUCCAACGGCCCUGGUGGAAAGUCCUGCCAGUCAGCCUGUUAGGAGUGGGUUUCCUCCUGUGGUGUGUGUUCAGGAAAGAGACCGAGCUAGACCAGACUCUGGAAAAAAACCUCUAUGAUCAUUUAUCAGGACUGCUGUCUGAGGAGGAAGAAGAGGAGGUCAAAAACAAACCAUCAUAGUGACUUAAACUAAAAUGGAGACUUUAUUUUUUCAUUUGCAAUGUUAAUUUAUGGUUUAAUGCUGCCUUCUGAAGUAAAAAGUUUUCUACAUCAAAUCGGCAGUCUAAAAUUUCUGGUGUUGAAAAUGUGUUGAAGUGGAUCAUCUGAAUAUGCAUUGAACAGAUUUAAAUAUUUCAGAAUUGCAAUUGUAGUUUCUCUGCUGAUUAAUAUUGUCAUUAGUGCAGUUUUUCUCAACCAUGUUCCUGGAGGACCACCGGCACUGCAUGUUUUGGGUGUCUCCUUUGUCUAUCAGACCUAGGAUUACAGGUCACCCAGUCUCCGCUUAUGAGCUGAUGAUCUGAAUGAGGCGUUUGGUUAAACAUGGAAAAUUUGCAGAUCUGGUGGUCCUGCAGGAAUGUGGUUGAGAAACACUGCAUUAGUGGACACGCUGAGAAAAUGCCUUUAUUUCUGCUACUUGAUGUGUAUAAUAAACUCAUUUUAACAUUCA